Molecule: messenger RNA, 966 nt
Organism: Trichoplax adhaerens
Lineage: Eukaryota; Metazoa; Placozoa; Uniplacotomia; Trichoplacea; Trichoplacidae
Exons: 2
Coding region: 1-966 (321 amino acids)
Biological process (GO): regulation of transcription by RNA polymerase II
Molecular function (GO): protein dimerization activity; RNA polymerase II cis-regulatory region sequence-specific DNA binding; DNA-binding transcription factor activity, RNA polymerase II-specific
Source: RefSeq, a predicted model, not a curated record
AUGGCAGUUCAUGCGGAAGCCUUUUCAAAUAAGUUAGAUUUUGAGCCUUACGGCUCUUACUACAUGGGUGAAGAUAGUGAAGAUGAUAACAUAUGGAGUUGUCUUGACAUCAUGCCAACUCCACCAUUGUCACCGGCUCGCCAGCAAUACAUAACUGAUACUUCAUCAAAUUAUCUCGCUGACAAAUUGUUGCAAGUAACCGAAAAUUUAGAUUUCGACAAUGCCUUGAUUGACAUGGUAGGGGAUACCAAUAGUAUUUUCAAUGGUGGUUCGAAACUUCGAUCCAGCUUAAUCCAGGAUUGCAUGUGGAAUGCUGGCAUUUGUGAAACCGACAAGAAGAAUUUGGUUAACACGAACGUUAGUGCUUUUGAUACGCCUUGUGCAACGCCACCGCGAGCAGAAGAGUUUAUUUCGACUAGUGACUGUGUCGAUCCCAUCGCUGUAUUUCCUUACACUCUUAGCGAUCAAGGACAACAACAAUUUGUAGAAGCUCAGUCCGAUUCAGAAGAGGAAAUUGAUGUAGUAACAGUAGAAAAACCGAAUAAACGAAAGCUAAGUUCCAUUGAAUUACCUCAGCAGCACAAAGUGACCGAAGAUUUACAAAGCCCUACGAAACGUGCGAAAUCUCCGCAAAUAAGUACCAAAGGCAAAGAAGCUUGUAGCCCGAAGGGAGGGUUAUCCGUAAAGCCGGAUAUUGAUAAUGAUGUUAAACGUGCAACUCAUAAUGUUUUAGAGAGGAAGAGACGCAAUGAUCUGAGGUAUAGUUUCCAGACGCUCCGUGAUCAAAUACCGGACUUGGAAGAUAACGAACGUGCACCGAAAGUUAACAUUUUAAAGAAGUCAACAGAGUACAUCAAGUUCUUGAAAGAGGAGGAGAGUAAGCUAAUCUCGAUGAAAGAAACGGAAAGAGAAAGAAGGAAAGCUCUCUUGGCCAAAAUCGACAUUUUAAAGAGCAAAAGAAAUUAG